AUGGCAGUGGCGGCGCUGGACGGUGCAGCGUGGGGCGUGGGCCUUUCUGAGGGCCCUCGUGCUGCGGCGGACACUGCAUUCGGUGCGAUGGAACGCACACCUGUCUUUGAACAAGCGCCAGAGCACACGCCCGAGGCCGCGCAGCCGGCGCCGGCCCAGGCACCGCCGAGUGUGUCGCGGCCCAAGCGCAAGCCGGUGCACCUCGACGAUAUCCAGCCUGCGUACUUUUACCCGAUGGACGCGUACGUCCCCGAGCACAUGGACGACGAGGACGAGGAGGAGGACGAGAAGGUGCCGGUGCAAGGCGUGCCGGUCUUUACGCCGACCAUGGAGCAGUUCGCCGACUUUUAUGCCUAUUGCCAGGCGAUCGACCGCUGGGGCAUGCAGAGCGGCAUCGUCAAGAUCAUUCCGCCAAAAGAGUGGACAGGAUCACUGCCGAGCCUCGGUAUGGACCAGCCGGCGUCGGAGGAGAUCGCUCGGAUCGACCGCGUGCGCAUCAAGAAUGCCAUCACGCAGCACUUUCUCUCUGCCGGGCCCGGGCGCUGGAAGCAGACGAACGUGACGCGUGCCAAGGUGUGGGAUGCCAAGCAGUGGUUCGAUCUGUGUCUGGACGAUGCGCAGCGGGGGCCGCCGAUGGCGCGGAUCCGCGCCAAGGCCGAGGCGGCAGUCGCUGCAGAGAAGGCCAACGCGCAGAGCCGCCUGUACACCGCGCCGCCCGAGAGCGCCAAGAUUCCCUCGCACGGGGACGGGGUGCGCACGCGUAGUGGCGGCGCGUCGUCGCGUGAGCCGGCCAAGAGCAAGGUCGGCAAGACGCAUGCCACGAGCGGCGACGAGUGGGCGGCCUUUGACUACCGAAACGGCUGGACGCACGAGGCGCAGGAUAGCGAUACGCCGCCGUCCCCGUCCGAAUGGACGCCGCAAGCGUGCCGCGCGAUCGAGUCCGAGUACUGGCGCAGCCUCAACUUUGGCAAGCCGCCCAUGUACGGAGCGGACCUGCAAGGCACGCUCUUUGACCAGCGCACGACUGCGUGGAACGUCGGCGAGCUCGAUAGCCUCCUGUCGCGGCGCCUGAAGCAUGCGCUGCCCGGAGUCACGACGCCCUACCUCUACUUUGGCAUGUGGCGCGCGUCGUUCGCGUGGCACGUCGAGGAUAUGGAUCUCUACUCGAUCAACUACAUCCACUUUGGCGCGCCGAAGCAGUGGUACGCCAUCCGCCAGGCCGACCGCCAGCGCUUCGAGUCGGUGAUGGCCGCCGCCUUCCCGACCGACUCGCGCAAGUGCCCCCACUUUAUGCGGCACAAGUCGUUCCUUGCCUCGCCGACGUUCCUCGCCUCGCAAGGCAUCCGCCCGCUGCGGCUCGUGCAGCAUGCGCAAGAGUUUGUCAUUACCUAUCCCUACGGCUACCAUUCGGGAUACAACAUGGGAUACAACUGCGCAGAGAGCGUCAACUUUGCGCUCCCGACCUGGAUCGAUAUCGGCCGCGAGGCGGACUAUUGCAAGUGCGAGCUGGCUCAAGAGAGCGUGCACUUUGACAUUGAUGAGUUCUUUGACGAGCCAAAGACGAAGCGGCGCAAAGAGGUCAGGCCCAAGGAGGAGACGCCGCCGAAAGUCGCGCUGGUCGAGGCGCCCAAGGACGCCAAGAAAGACGCCAAGCCGCCGGCGGACCUGCCGUACGCGUGCGUCUUUUGCGUAUCGCCGCACGUCACGCAGGGUAUGGUACCGGUCCCCCGCGAGGACGCGGCGGCGCUGCAGCGCAGUGCUGCCUCGAAAAAGUCGUGCGAAGUCGCGAUGCACGGCGGCGCGCUUGCCGCGCACCAGCUGUGUGCGUGCUUCAUCCCCGAGACAUAUGUCAGCGACGACCACGUCCAAGGCGCGGCCGGGAUCGAAAAGGCACGGUGGGGCCUCAAGUGCCAGUCGUGCACGGACCCCAUGCAUGCCAAGCACGGCGCCAAGAUCCAGUGCACCAAAGGGCGGUGCCCUCGUGCAGUGCACGUCGGCUGUGCACUUGCAGAGGACAGCGGCUGGUUCCUCGACUUUGUGCCCGAGGCGGAUGCCGACCGCCUCGAAGGCGUCGCCAAGAAGAGCAAGAAGGGACGGCCGGCCGCCGCGUCUGCCACGCCGGGAUCCGACGCGUCGGCCGCCGCGACGCCUGCGUCCGGCGCCGCACCUGCUGUCGCGCCGGGGUCCCACGGUGCUGCGGCUGCGCCUUCCGGCUCUGAAGCCGCGGCAGCGGUGGCGUCAGACACCGCGCCGGGCGCCGCGGUGCCCAUCGCAGUGCCACCCCCUUUGCAUCCUGCCAUCGCCCCUGAGCCCGAGUUGAGCGAGGACGCUGCCGAGCGCCUCGUGGUCCUGUGCCGUGCACACAACCCCCUGCGCCAGCAAGAAGAAGCCGCGCGGCGCGAGCAGGAGUUCGCUGCCUUUGUCCGUAAUCUUGAGAUCGGGGGAUGGGUGCAUAUCAAGAGCGGAAGCGGCGUGUGGACGACGCGCCUGCGCCACAUUGACUAUACCCUGCGCCUGAUGCAUGUCGACGAGGCGCCUGACGAGCUUCCGACGACCGUUGCGCUGCCCCUUUCGCGCCUCGUGCUGGACAACAAGGUGCGCCCUCCCCCCCCGGCCACGGUGGACCAUGGCUAUGUUCUCGAGUGCAAAGUGCCGGUCCGGCGAACACACGAUGCGACGCCGGCCGAUGGUAUUAAGGAGACGCUACAUAGUGAUGCGACUGCCACGUAG
Molecule: messenger RNA, 2730 nt
Organism: Malassezia japonica
Lineage: Eukaryota; Fungi; Basidiomycota; Malasseziomycetes; Malasseziales; Malasseziaceae
Exons: 1
Coding region: 1-2730 (909 amino acids)
Biological process (GO): regulation of gene expression; chromatin remodeling
Cellular component (GO): nucleus; chromatin
Molecular function (GO): histone H3K36 demethylase activity; histone H3K9 demethylase activity
Source: RefSeq, a predicted model, not a curated record